AUGCUAAAAAAGCAACUGUUGAUAUCCAUUGCGCUCUUUUUCAGCAUUGCUUGUGCACAGAAUGCACAUUAUGCAGCUCUCUUGAAUGAUAGCUUAUGGUUUUACGAGGCACAACGAAGCGGCAGGCUGCCAUCCGAUAAUCGCGUACCAUGGCGACAUGAUUCAGCACUCAAUGACGGCAAAGACAAUGAUGUUAAUUUGACCGGUGGCUAUUACGAUGCAGGCAACUACAUGAAGUUUACUGUUCCACUAGCACACACCCUUACGCUGGUUUCAUGGGGCGCCAUUGAAUGGCAUGAAGGCUAUGAAAAAGCCAAUCAAACAAGAUACCUUCAUGACAUGCUUCGAUGGGGCACCGAUUGGCUAAUCAAAGCUCAUCCAUCGGACAGCGUGUUAUUUGUACAAGUGGCUGAUGGUGACAUUGAUAACGAUUAUUGGGGACCGGAUACGGGUAUCGCGACACCACGUCCUUCUUACUAUGUGGAUUAUGAUAAUCCAGGUACCGAUGCUGCGGCGUUGACGGCUGCUGCCUUUGCUUCAGCUUCGCUUGUUUUUCGUGACUCCGACAGCAACUACACCGACACACUCGUCUCACAUGCCAAGACUGUGUAUGAAUUUGCAGAAGCUGGGACACCAUGGCAAGUAUACAGCGAUGCAGUAACCGAAGCUGAUGAAUAUUACGGCAUGGGAAACUACACAAGCCAAUUGGUUUAUGGCGCCUUGUGGUUGUAUCGUGCAACGGGUGAUACCAAGUACCGUGAUAAGGCUUCAAGGUAUUAUGAUCAAUUUCAACUUGCUACCAAGCGUAUUGCUAUCAUGGAUUGGAGCGAUGCCACUGGCAGUGUAUAUGUACUUGGUGCCGCAAUCGAUAAUACGACAACCAAAUACAAUGAAGCUGCUGCUAAAUACCUUGACACUAUCAUUCCCAAUGAUGAGGAUGACAAUAGCAGCAACAACAAUGACCCAUGUACCUAUACCGAAGGUGGAUUGCUUUGGUGUGGCAGUGCAAGUAGCUCCAAUUCACUCGUCCCAGCCAAUGACAUUGCAUUCCUUUCAGUGAUGUAUGAUCAUACGGUCAAUGGCCAAGCCGGCAAGUAUACGCAAUUUGCCAUGAAACAACUUGAUUACGUUCUUGGCAACAACCCAAUGUUUACUCCAUACGUUUGUGGUGUGCACAUGAACUCCCCAAGAAACCCACACCAUGCUGGUGCUUCAGGUGGCACAGAUAUCUCCAACAUUGAUAAAGAUAGUGGCAACUCGCACGUAUUAUAUGGUGCUGUUGUAGGUGGACCCGACCAAAAAGACCGAUUCUUUGACGAGCGUAGCGAUUAUGACCAAAGUGAAGUAGCCCUUGAUUACAAUGCUCCCUUUCAAAGUUUGGUGGCCUAUCAGCUUAUGACUGAUGCAGACGAUCCCCCUUACGUCAACAUUACUACCCCUCGUCCUGCCGUUUCUCGUGAUGGUGAUGGAUCAUCAAGUUUCCCUUCUUGGGCAAUUGCUGUGAUUGUGGUCGUUGUCGUACUCUUCCUUGUGGCUGUGGCCCUGACAGCGUACUUUUUACGAAAGCGGCGUGCAAAGAUCCAACAUCAGCAAAGCAUCGUGGAACAACAGAGUGACGACAAGCCCGCUGUUGCCAUUGGAAAUGCUUCGCCACAACCAAAUCCACAAUAA
Molecule: messenger RNA, 1671 nt
Organism: Lichtheimia ornata
Lineage: Eukaryota; Fungi; Mucoromycota; Mucoromycetes; Mucorales; Lichtheimiaceae
Exons: 5
Coding region: 1-1671 (556 amino acids)
Biological process (GO): carbohydrate metabolic process
Molecular function (GO): hydrolase activity, hydrolyzing O-glycosyl compounds
Source: RefSeq, a predicted model, not a curated record